This is a messenger RNA of Hyposmocoma kahamanoa, 4052 nucleotides long. Its product is annotated as hexokinase-2-like. The record is from RefSeq and is a predicted model, not a curated record. Gene Ontology annotation, biological process: glycolytic process; glucose 6-phosphate metabolic process; intracellular glucose homeostasis. Gene Ontology annotation, cellular component: cytosol; mitochondrion. The transcript is spliced from 11 exons. The coding region runs from base 225 to 1718 and encodes 497 amino acids. Lineage: Eukaryota; Metazoa; Arthropoda; Insecta; Lepidoptera; Cosmopterigidae. Gene Ontology annotation, molecular function: D-glucose binding; ATP binding; glucokinase activity.
AUACCAGCCCGCCUCGUCGGCCGGCUCCGCCGCGGGCGCCAGUAGUCGCUCAGCCGCCGCCGCUGCCGCUCGUCACUUUCGAACACUACUGCGCGGCCCUGGCUCCGGUUAUUUCGACGCGUGUUUGCGCGACACACAGCGUACAACCCAUUUGGAGAAAUCAAUUGAUGUAAGAAGAGCGGGUUGAGUGAGAAUACUGCAAAGACCGGAUCUAAUAGCACACAAUGUCUACAGUCAUUGAAACUAGGCUGAACGGGUACGGCCCUGAGAACGGGGCGAAUGGGCACAAUGGCACCAACGGCCUAAACGGCAUCGAGAUGAAUGAGGACGGACGCUGGGAGGAGAAGUUCCUGCCGCCGCCGUUGCGCAUCGACGACAAAAUCCGGGCACAAAAGAUCGAGUCCCGGCUAUCGUCUCUGGUGCUGUGCGGAGCGACGCUGCGGCGCGUUGGCGAGGUGUUUGAGCGCGAGCUGGAGGCCGGUUUGCGGGAACAGUCUUCCAGUCUGCAGAUGGCCAACACCUACGUGCCCGAGCUGCCCGACGGGACAGAGGAAGGUCUAUUCCUGGCUCUGGAUUUGGGAGGCACAAAUUUCCGCGUACUGCUUCUGGAGAUGCACCAGGGACGGUUGGUUCGGGAGGACGUCAAGCAGUACCAUAUCAAUGACGCCUUGCGGCUGGGCCCUGGCAUAGACUUGUUCAAUUUCCUUGCUGACUGCGUGCUGGACUUCGUUCGCGCCGAAGGAAUGGAGCAAGAGGAACUCUCUUUAGGAUUCACGUUCUCGUUUCCGAUGAAGCAGCACUCGAUUCUUUCGGGCGAGCUGGUGACAUGGACGAAAUCGUUCAAGUGCGGCGGCAUGGAGAACGUGGACGUAUCAGCGCUGUUGCAACGCUGCCUGGACGAGCGCGGGCUGCGCGUCACUGUGCGCGUGCUGCUCAACGACACCACGGGGACGCUAGUCGCGGGGGCGCACGCGGAUCCUGACUGUGGGAUCGGUGUAAUAAUGGGCACGGGCUCCAACGGGUGCUACAUGGAGCGCGCGUCGCGGGUGACGCACUGGGAGACGGCGCACGACCGCGUCACCGACGUGUGCAUCGACAUCGAGUGGGGCGCCUUCGGCGACAACGGCUGCCUCGACUUCCUUCGGACGGAGUUCGACAAGGAGGUCGACGACAACUCGCUGCUCGCGACUUCCUUCACAUUCGAGAAGUACAUUGGCGGGCAGUACCUGGGCAGCGUGCUGCGCGCGGUGCUGGCGGCGCUGGCGCGCGCGGCGCUGUUCCCGGCGCAGCCGCCGCGGGGCGCGCUGCUCACCGCGCACGUCAGCCUGUUCGAAGAGGAGAACGCGUCAGGCGAGUGGUCACGCACGUUGUCUGCGCUUCAGGAAGCGUGCGGCGAGCAAGCGCAGUUGUCGCGGAACGACGCGCUCGUCGCGCAGCACGUCGCCAGGCUCAUCUCCAACCGCGCCGCGCAGCUCGUCUCCGUUUGCAUAGCGGGGCUGCUCCGGCGCAUGGGGCGCACGCACGUGGCGGUGGCCGUCGACGGCUCCGUGUUCAAGAAGCACCCGCGUAUCCGCCAGCUCAUGGACAAGUACAUCGCACUGCUUGCACCGAACCACCCCUUCUCUCUGAUGGGCGUGGACGACGGCAGCGGUAAGGGGUCGGCUCUGACGGCGGCCAUCGCGGCGCGGAUAACGAAGCGCGAAACUGCAGCCUCGUAACUUUACGGUGUUUGAUUGACGAACAGUGAACCUCCUACGCACCAUUGCCACAAAAUGUUGGGGCACCAGGGUUUCAAGGCUUUUCAUAUAAACGUUACCGGAGGCGGUAGAUGUAUCUUAUUAUUUACGUCUAAAUAUUAGGACACAUUCAUCGCAAUGCUUUGGGUGGGAGUGGUAGGAGCCGUCGGAAGGAAUUUAACGGAUGAUAUUGUGUAAAGCUCAUUUAGGUUAAGACGUUAUGAAAGGUCUGUGAUUAAUUUACUGUGUUGUUAUUAGAGCGACCCUUAUUGUGUAUCGUUGAAGACAUUAUGCCGUUGCUUCGAGUUACGGGCUACGGGAUCGAAUGUGGGCGUAGAUAAUUUUUAGAUUGACGAUUAAUAACGAGGUGAUUCAAAUGAGAACGCCACAAAGCCACCUGUCAACUGCUGCAUCGAAUUCGAUCACGCUGCUAUAAUCAUAGGUACAGUACGUGAUGCACGAUAUUUUUGCAAACGUAAUUAACUGCCGGUGCCCGUCGCAGCUUUGGAGGCUUGUUAUUGUCUUCUGGUUUUGUACUGUUAAUAUGUUUAUUAUUGUAGUAGCAGUAAGUUACAUAAGGGUAUGAGUAAUGAAGUCCACGUAUAGUGAAGAAUUGUGUCAAAAACCGAUUGACAGACAAACUUAAUUUGAAUUUAAAUUUGUAGAAUAUGCUUGUGGAUGGUGAACCAUUUGCCGAAGGUGCAAGAUGUAGAGACUGGUUCGCGAUCGCUACAGUCCAACACACAUCCAGCUACAAACAUCUCCAACUAGCGCUUAAAAACGAAAGUGACGUACGCGGUACAAUUGGCAACUAAAGGCCCAUUUAGAUGGAGAGAGUUUAUCGUACGCUUCGUGACGAAAAAUCGUACUCGAUUGUCGCAAGCAAUAAUCGCCAUAAGAUUAUCGUAUCAUAAUGUUUAUAUUCAGGCAAAAACUAAAGACUCGCCUACGAUUAGGUAUGUCAUACGCGAUUCGCAGGCAACUUAAUCGUCUCCUCGACUGUUUACACGGAGAAAUAUAUAGUGAGUUCUUGCUCACGAGUUUCGAUUUGUCUAAACACGUUUUCGUAUGAUAUUUUUUUCAAGUUCAUACGAUUAUCGUACAAAUCGAUUCAAACCGUUUUGAUUUCGAGAAUUGCCAUUCGAGUUCAGUGAUUACGGCGGUAUUGACUAUGGAUAUAUCAAAAUGAGGCAAAAAUCAUUCAAAUUCGGAACUGCUGCUAAUAUUAGGUUCAUUGCACUCGUAGUGCAAUUUAUAGAAAUAUACAUAUAUAUAUAUAUUUUAAAUUUUAUAACAUUUCUUAACCCAACAUGUUUUUUCGUUCUCGUUUCAUUAAUUCUUGUCUUAGAAAAGCAGUGAUAAUCAAAAAAUCCUGGCGCACUGCACUCAUGACAGCGACUAGUCGGCACACAAACUCGAAAUACGAUUUUUGGUUUCAAGUUCUGUUUACAUGGAGAAGUUCAAUAUUCAAAGGCGAGGCAAUCGAUUAUCGCUCACGUGGAAGGGCGAUAAUAGUGAAUGUUUAGACGAGGAAAGUUUUUUAUAUUCUUUCGAUAAUCGUAUCUUCGAAACGAAAGACUCUUUCCAUCUAAAUGGGCCUUAAGAAAUUGGAUAGCUUGUAACCCUAGCCGUGGAUCGGCCACACAAGAAACUUAAUACAAUAUCAUUAGAAUCGACGUUAGUUCAGAACCUCUAUAACUUUUAGUAUUAAACUAUUCUAAUUUGAUAAAUCCAAAAAACGGUUAUCUCUUUUACUCUCUAUUACUUAGUUUAAAAUUAAUCCUUUAAGUUUAGGUUAGAAAUGUCUCAAUCACAAAAUCGACACCGUGGCCCCCUCUCGUGGUCGUAUUCUUGUUUAGUUCGUAAGACGUGUGAUCUGCUCGCGGGCCGAGUGCAAUCUGAAGCAUUUAGCUGUAGUGACAUACAUAUAAGUGACUGUUAGUGUAUCUGGUGAACAGAAGACUUAUCAACGAUAUACCUUUAAAUCGGACAGUUCGCUGCUAAGGUAUGGUAAGAUCGGCUUUAAUUAUGUACUUUUACAAUUUCCACAAAAUUAUACCGCUUUAAGGUUACCUACCUGUGCCUACGAUUGGAUUUCCGCAAAUACUUAUUGUAAAUAGACAAGUCUCGAGAAAUUGAGCGACAGGGUAGUCCCUUACAUAGGGGCCGUACUUGGGGGGUUGUUCCAAAACUGGAAAUGGAGCGUAUUUUCACGUAUUUAAAUCGUGAAUCAUAUAUGCAGGCAAUUUAUUUUAAUCGGGUAUUUAAAAACAAUGAUUAGGGUAAAAUUAUUCAAUUAAAAUGAGUUCGAGGGAA